AAAUGCAGCACGAGGAAAGCAUUUUUUUAUAAUAAUGAAACUAAUGAAAAAUUUGUAUAUAUUCUGUCUUUAAGCUGAGCUGUAAACUUUAAGAGAUUACUCUCCACAUGUUUCUUCCGAUAUGUUCUUUUAUCGUGUAAGUAAUGGAUAGUGCAUAAGGUCCCACUAUUUCAGUAUUUAGUGAAAUUUGCUCUUAGUGUGCUUUUACUGUAGUUCUAAAAUUGACUGAUUAUGAUCACCGAGAGCCUAGAGUGGCAUUUGUCAUCUGGGUACAGAAGUCCAUUGUGCACAAGUGAUCACUGAGACACAAAUAAUUUUGGUUUUCAGCUAUUUUCAUGCUGUGUUUUAUAUGUAAUAGGCAAAGGAAAUGUGCUGUGAGUACAGAGUAAUAUAACAGUAAAAUGCCCAGCCAGGUUGUUUUGUGGGCAGCAGAAAAAUGACAGGAGAGCAGGAAUUUUUUUUUUGCAAUCUGCAGGCAGUACAGGAAAUAUAGAUCAAGAUUUAGAUGUAUUAGAAAUGUGAAAACUUGUCUUAAAUACAAGAGGUUACUGAUGAAAUUUACUCCAAGUGGGAUUUAGCUUAAACAGAACAGCAAAAGGCCUUACUUAUGUGAAUAGGUCCUUCUUGUGAGAGAAGUGAUACCACACUGAUUUUUGUUUUUUUAAAUUAUUUUCUUGAUGGGAGCUUCUUUCAUGUCAGUUGAACUACAAAAAGGUGAACUAUAGACUGGAUAACUAGGAAUAGGUGAAUACCAUGACAACAAAGCCCAAUAAUAAAAGUUUGACAGUUAAGAAAAAUGUUCACAUGCAGGCUUUAAGGUUUUGACCAUGGAAGUAUGGAAGAUUUUCAGUUCUUCUUCCACUUAGUUUAAGACAUGGAAGCUAAGUACCUCUGUGGAGAGAAGAACUGUCUACACUGGUGAGUUACAUGGACUCAUGGGAACAUAGGAACAUAUACAGAGGAGCAUUUGGUGCCCCGUUCAUCUGUUUUAUAGCUAUUAUUUUAAUUGCCUAAUUCCCUGUCUACCUUUGUAAGUAAUGACAUCUCUUUUCUCUGCAGCAAAGUUAUAAAGGUAUAGCAAAAAAGCUAUUACUGAAAUUGGUGAAGAGUAUGAAUUUUCUAGAGAAUUAUUUAUCUGCUGAUCUGCAUCAUGUUCUUGUCACUACUGGCAACAUAUCCUUGUGGUUCUCAAGUGAACUGCAUUACUUUUCUUCAUUAAUUGGUGUCCUGCAGCUAUGAAAACAAGAACUUUCUAAAUUUUGCCUGAAAGUUUUUAAUCAGUAUUUACUAUAUGAAAAUGCAGGAUAUGGUGCAACAUUUAAAAGACAGCUUUGGAUUAAUUUAGAACAAGAAAGAGGAAUUCUAGAGGGUAGGUACAAUCCUGUUGUGCUGCCAGAUUUAGGGAUCAGUGGUAACUCCGUCUCCAAUGCAUUUAUUUGGAAUGAUUAUGUAAGUCUGCUUUGAGAGUACAUCCAAAAAACACUGUGGUAUCUUUCGUGACCAUUUCAUUUGGAGCUGGACUAAGAGCAGUGAUCUCUUAUGCCCCAGUGCAUCAGUCAGUAGGUUAUGAUGACUUAAUUGCUGAUUUGAAAAAGUUUUGCAGAUGUGAACAGUUGUGUUCUUUCAACUGAUUUUUUUUUUUUUUAGAAACACUAUUCCUAAUUGUCAUGUCAGUCACUCACUCUUGGGAGUCCGGCUCUGAAAUGUAAUUUAGAAUAAUUUUUUUACAUGAUUUUGCCCAGAAAAUCUGCAACAUGGCUGUUGGAAACUUAAGAAGCUUCUCGUAACUUGAUGUUAAGAUUGUUUUUCUUUGGAGAGCACUACUCAUAAUUUAAAUAUAAAUAUAUAAACUGCAAAGCUGUUUGCAGCAAUAACAACUGUGAUAUGUGGUGUUUCCUGGGAAUUCACUACCAGUUGCAAAGCAGCUUCAUUUUACUGUGACCAUCAGACCUUCACAGCAGCUCGAAUCCAUCUCCGACCAAGACAGGAUAAGAUGUACUCUGCAUGCAAAAGAGACCAGAUGCUCACAGAAACAUUGAGCUUAUACACAGCUGGAAAAUCGUAUUAAACUGGCCUGAGCAAUCAUGUUCCUUUACUCAUCCUACAUGCUCACAGCUGCUUUGCUAGUGACUUGCCAUGCACUGCAUCCUGGAAAUAAUGAGAUAUCUGGUAUCCUGAGACUACCUGGAAGAGUUGGUCAGGAAGUACAAUCACAUCUACUAGGUCUUGUAAGACCUCCUGGAAGAGAUCGUCGUCCUUGGCUGCCAGGUCUUCCUGAUUUUCUGAACACUGAACUGCACAAGAUUUUAGUACAUUUGAAAAACCGACUUUGCAGACUUGAACGGGUGCUUGUUUUUAGAGGGAAAAUAAGUAAAGCGGGAGAGAAAAUAUUUGCCAGCAAUGGGAAGCAAGUUGAUUUUGCAGCUGCACUAGGAUCCUGUGAAGAGGCUGGAGGAACUCUUGCAACUCCCAGAAAUGAGGCAGAGAAUAAAGCCAUUUUAGAUAUUGUGAAACAGUAUAAACGAUAUGCUUACUUGGGCAUUAAAGAGGGUGAGACUUCAGGUCGAUUCAAGUAUAUAAAUGGGAUGCCUCUGAACUACACCAAGUGGCACCGAUAUGAGCCUAAUGGCAGAGGGAGCGAAAAAUGUGUAGAGAUGUACCUGGAUGGGAGCUGGAAUGACAAAAGAUGCCACAUGGAUCGCCUCACAGUUUGUGAAUUUUAAAAAAUGGCCUUUCUGCCACCACAGGGUAUGGAGACAAUGAAAUCUGCUGCAUCCUAGGUUUAUGCAAUUUCUGCAACUAUUCUAUGUCAGAAAAUCUAAAAUUAAUCAUAUUACGGUAUUUUUUUGUCCUUAAGAAAAUGCCAAAUGUGAUAGGUGAUUAACUUAAUUAAAAUGUGCCUAAUCUGA
Molecule: messenger RNA, 2909 nt
Organism: Apus apus (common swift)
Lineage: Eukaryota; Metazoa; Chordata; Aves; Apodiformes; Apodidae
Product: pulmonary surfactant-associated protein A-like
Exons: 7
Coding region: 2085-2723 (212 amino acids)
Source: RefSeq, a predicted model, not a curated record